Chlorella variabilis is the source of this 3346-nucleotide messenger RNA. RefSeq lists its product as hypothetical. The transcript is spliced from 15 exons. NCBI's taxonomy places the organism in Eukaryota, Viridiplantae, Chlorophyta, Trebouxiophyceae, Chlorellales, Chlorellaceae. Gene Ontology annotation, molecular function: amino acid transmembrane transporter activity. Gene Ontology annotation, biological process: amino acid transmembrane transport. The record is from RefSeq and is a predicted model, not a curated record. Bases 1 to 2922 code for a protein of 973 amino acids.
AUGCCCAGCAGUCGCGCGGCGCGCUCCGUGGGAGGCCGCAAAUUGGAAGGCCGGCUGGGUGAGUGCGUGGAUUCGGGUGAGUUCAGCUGCCGCAAAUUUAAAAUUAUGAACCAACCUGUCAUCCUUUAUGCCUUAGAACGGCGCCAAAGCGGCGCCAAGAAUGUGUUUCUCACUAAGUCAGAUGUAGAGGGCAUCAUCCGGAUCAAGCAGGGCGACCAGCAGGCGCCCUCAGGCCGGCGGCGGCGGGGUGCGGGAGGGGGGGCGGCAGUGCAGGGCGGCGCCAAGAACUACAGCAAGAAGGUGCUGCAGUUCUUCCAGGUGCUGAAGGGCGCUGGCGGUCAGGACAUCCUGUGCCGCUGCGUCAAGCGCAGCGGAGAGUGGCGGUGGUGCCCCGUGGUGCCGCUCGAGGAGCUGCCCCGAGUGAUCAAGGAGCACCACGAGCGGGCGACUGGCUUCAGCGGGUGUGGAGAAGCUGUACACACAUCCUGGGCGCCCAUCACCGGCCGCAAGCGCAGCGCUGUGGAGGCAGAGCUGGCCGAUGAAGCGGAGGUGGCAGCUGCUGCGGCGGCCAUGGAUGAGGGGGAGGCUCCUGCUCGGCGCAGCAGCCAGCGGGCAGCCGCUGCGGGCCUGAUCGCCGUACUGGCCAUGGAGCACGAGCUGGAGGAUGCGGAGGAGGUGCUGCCCAUGCGGCAGCUGCCACAGCGCACCGCUGCCACUAGCAGCCCUGCUGGCCAGCGCCGCAACCGCAUAGCAGUGCUGGCAGCGGCGGCUGCGGCAGCAGCUUCGGAGGCGGGGGAGGAGCAGGCAGCAGCAGAGGCGGAGGAGGAGCAGGCAGCAGCAGAGGCGGAGGAGGAGCAGGCAGCAGCAGAGGCGGAGGAGGGCGGCACGCUGGCAGCACCACACCCGCCCAUGCCAGCACACUUGCAGGCCACCCGCUCUCGAGUGGCGGCGGCUCAGGUGAAGAACCGCCAGCGGAUCGCAGCACAGCGCAGGCCAAAGGGCGAGCCCAAGGACUUUGCUGUGGGCGAUGACGUGCUGCUGCUGCCGCCGAAGCGCGGCAAAGUGGGCAAGCAGCUGGGCCGCAACCGCAUCGUGUGCCGCGUGGUGGAGAUCAAGCGGCCUUUUGGCGUGACCAUGUACCGGCUGCGGAGCGGAGCUGGAGUGGUGGAGGGUAUGCAUCAGGCCAGCAGGCUAUCUAAGGCGCCACCCAGCCUGGCCAGCGAGCUGACCUUCAGCGGCACGGCGCAGCGAGGAGUGCCUGUGGUGUCUCUCAAUGUGGCGAUGGCGGCGCAGCCCGGCGGCGGCAAGGCAGCCGUGCGCUGCGGCUGCCGCGGCGCCUGCACCCGGAACUGCAGCUGCAAGAAGAAUGGUGCGCGGUGUGGGCGGCACUGUGGCUGUAUAACCGUGCUAAGCCACCAUGGCUUUUGCUGUCGAAGGUCUCGGCCAGAAGAACACAUCAUGGCGCCAAAUCAUGACGGCAGUCUGUGUCCUGACGCUGGCGACGGUGCUGUUGCGAGUACUCUCAUGAUUACGUUCGUGGCGCUGUCGAAUGUGUACACCUGCCGCCUGCUGCUGAGGGGCGCUACGUCCACCGGCGCCAGCGACUAUGAGCAGCUUGCCUUUGCCAUCGGCGGCUUCUGGGCACGGCUGUGGAGCGAGAUAUGGAUCGUGCUGCUGCUGGUGGGCACCAACAUUGGCGCCAUCAUCCAGAUGGGAGAAUCCUUUGGGUUUGCCAUCAGCUCCCAGUGGCCCGAUGCCCCGAACUGGCUGUGGGAUCGCAGCGGCACCGCCGCCAUGCUCUUCUUCACCCUCUGCGUCAUCUUCCCGCUCUGCAUGCUGCCCCAGAUGCGGAAGCUGGAGCUGGUGGGCGCCUUUGGCUCCAUCAUCCUCUGGGUGCUGGCUGGCAUCGUGAUGGUCAAGUCGUGCAUCGAGGGGCUACCCGCCCUCGCAGACGGCGACUUCCCAAAGGUGUCAUCAAAUGACCUGACCAGCGUGUCGGAAACGUUCUCCCUGUUUUGUUUCGCCUUCUACCACCAGGUGAUGAUGAUGCCUCUGCUGAGCGAGAUGCCGCGCGUCACCAGCGAGGCUGCCAAGCGCAGCGCCAAGGACCUCAACAAGGCCUCCGCCAUCACCAUCCUGCUCACAUCCGGCCUGACAUACUGGGUCACCGGCUUCUUUGGCGCGGCCAUGUAUGGUGCCACCAACAUUUCCGACAACUUGUUGGAGAACGAAUGGCUGCCCGGUGUGGGCACCUUCAUCCUCAACUUGGCGGUCACGAUCUACCUGGCCAUCUCCACUCCCCCCAUCUUCCACGCCACAAACCACACGGUGGAGAGCUGGCUGCUGCGCGUGUUCCCGCGCGGCUUUGGCGGGCUGAGCCGGCCCUGGGUGCAGCGCUUCAUCGUCAACUGCUGCACCAUCCUGCCCUGCCUGGGCGUCGCGCUGGGCGUGCCGGGCGAGAGCGGCACCGUGCUGUCCUUCACCGGCGCCACCGGGGUGGCCAUGUGCUCCUACAUCUUGCCCGUGAUCUUCCACUUUGUGCUCUACUUUGGAAAGGCGCGGUGCAUGCGCGUGCCGCAGUCUGCCAGCAGCGGGGAGCUCGAGGUCAAGAAGGAGGUGGGGGCCGCGGACCUGGAGUCCCCGCUCAACGGCGGCGCAGCCGACGGCUCGGUGGGCGCGGGCACCGAGGGCCUGUCUGUGGACGGUGGGAAGGAGCCCUCGCUGGGCCAGCGCACCGAGUCGCAGAUGAUCCCCGACCCGCGCGCGCCGCCCGGGCUGAUGUUCAUGUACCGCAAGCCCCGCUCCCACGCCGCCAUCACGGUGGGGUACGACAUCGUACUGCCCAUUCUGGUCUUCUCCCUGGGCUGCUUCUUCUCCGUGGCCACCCUGGUGCUGCUGUUCCAGCCCGCGGGAGAGGAGUGAGGCCCCGCGCCAGCAGAGUGCGGGGGCGGCGGCAUUGCUGGCGGCACUGCUGGCGGCACUGCUGGCGGCGGCUCGUGGCUGGCCCUUGGGGCCUCUGCGAGUCCGCACCGAGGCGGAGGGUUAGCCUCUGCUGAAAAACACCACAAACACAACAAGGUUCCCAAGUUGGGCCGUCAAGGGCAAACACAACACACAAAACACAACCACCCCCACCCAACCGGCGGCUCUCAGCCCUCGGCAUUUGACAUGAUGUACCUCCCACCGCUGCAUCCCUUCAUCAUCGGGUGUCCUGUACCUUGCGGCCCGCCCAUUUUUCUGCACGUACGUGCACACAGAGCCACCACCCCUUGAAUUAUUCUAUUAUCAAACAACACCAGUAUGUCUUUGUCGGCAGCGCUCUGUCCACUGUGUACUGUUGACGUUA